This is a messenger RNA of Cinara cedri, 6924 nucleotides long. NCBI's taxonomy places the organism in Eukaryota, Metazoa, Arthropoda, Insecta, Hemiptera, Aphididae. The record is from the annotation of a GenBank genome assembly.
AUGGCCGAAUUUCUAAGUAAAAAAAAUACAAACAAACCUAAAAAACCAGAAUACUUCUUGGAACCAGAUUCUGAAGGUAGAGUUACCUGUAUUUUAUUUAUGUAUUUAACUAAUGAUAACAAAUUUAUAAAGUAAUUAAAAAAUAUUGUUAAUUGUAGAUUUUUCUGUACCUGAUUAUAAAAAUGAUGAUGAUUUUGAUGAAGCCUUUAAACAUUUAUUACUUCCUAUUGAAUUUAUUUCAAAAACAAACAAUUUUGAACAUCAUCAAUGUGAUUUGUCAAAGGUGAAAUAUAAAGUUAAUUUUUCAAUAAAUAUUACUAAAAAUUAAAAAUAAUAUUUCUAUUCAUUUCAGGAAUUAGAUUCAUAUUUAAAUCAUUUAAGAGUAUCUGAAGAUGAAAGCUCUUCAGUUUUUGUGGAAGCCGCAUUAAUGUUACAAAAUGUAACAUUAAUUUACCAUAAGAAAGUUGAUCAAAUAGUUGAUGACAUGAUGAAACUUGUUGGAAAAUUUCAAUCAUAGUAAGUUGUGUAUUAUUACUUUUAAUCAAGUUACUAUAGCUCAACAAUUAGUUUUUCUGUUCAUGAAAUACAUAUAUAUAAUUAUAUAAUAUAUGCUUUAAGGUUUUUAAGAUAAGCGCUUAUCCUGAAAAAAUUUAAAAGUAAUACAAUUUACAGGAUAACCAUUAUAGUUUUAGAUAUUUUUCUAAUAAAUAUCACUUAAAAAAACAAAAUAUUAGACGAUGUUCGAUUAGUGUAAAAAUAUUAAAUAAAAAUAAAACAAAUUCAAAAAUAAACCCCCUGAUUAUUAUAUUUGUAAGAUUUGUUUUAGUUUUUUAAAUGUUAUGGAAAUCUGUUGGGAAUCUUGACAUAUUUUACAAUUUUGGUUAAUUGGGUGUAAAAUUUGUAUUUUAUAAAGUAUAAUGCAAAUAAUUUGGAACCUUCUUAGUUUUUACUAACCAAAACUGUUUUCCUAAAAAUUAAAAACCACAUCAUGGUAAAAUUACUAGUUUUUUUCAUGACACUUGUAAUCUAAAAUUUAAAAAAAGAACCUAAAAAUUAAAAUUAGCUUAUAAAAAAUGAAUGAAAAGUACUUUUGAAAAAAUGUUAACUCCACAAUCCAUAUGGCAAAAUAAAUACUUUGAAUGGAUGCGAGCUGAUGGAGGUUAAUCAAAUUUACUUAGAAACAUAUUUUCUUUAUAAUGAUUUAUCAUUGCAUUCAGUAAUUUAAUUAAACUAUACCAUACUUAUAUGCUAUCUUUCCAAAUUCUCACCUAUAACAUCAAACGAAAAAUAUAAUUUAUCACUGUACAAGGAUUAUAAGGAUAAUACAGAGUGUCCCACGGUGUGUUCUACGGAUACCCGGAUACUAUAGUAUGUAUAGUUCCUGAAUACAAACAUACUAUUCGUAGAUUUUAGACAAGCAUAAGACUCAGUUAAAUGAGAAGCCAUAUAGAAAUACCUAGAACUGUUUGGUAUACCAGUCAAGUUAAGAAGAAUAAUCAGAAUGUGUGUAGAAACAACUAGAUGUAAAGUUCGAUUUGGACAAGCACAUUCUGAAGUUUUAAAUCACAAUUGGACUAAAGCAAGGAGAAGCACUAUCUCCUAUACAUUUAAAUAUGGCCCUAGAUGUGAUAGCUUGAAGCAUAGAUACUAAAUAUAAAGUAAUUGACGUCGGAAAAUCAGUGUCAAACCUAUCAUAUGCCAAUGAUAUUGUGGUACUUGGGGAAACUGAAGACGAUGAAAAACUAGCAACAGAAGAAUUAAUACGAAGCGCAAAUAGGAUUUGAAAUAAACAAAAAUAAAACCAAGUAUAUGUGCAUUAUAAGAGAGCAACUAUAAAUAUAUAGAUCGGAAAUUACAAAUUUAAAAAAUACAUAGUUUUAAAUAUCUAGAUAUUAGUUUACUAAUAUGAGGUGUAGAGAAAAUAUUGACAUGCAUGAUAAAGAUUUUUUUUUUAAAUAUUUACUUACCUAUACCUUAUACCCCCUACUAUAACAUCCCUUAUAACCUAUAUUGUUUACAAUUUAAGAUUUGUAUAAAUAUUAAAUAAUGAUAAUUCAUCAAUAUUCUUAAUGUAAAUAUUGUUUAUACAAGUCGGGCAAACACCAAUGAGAUUGAUGAGGCAGCAGAAAAAGUGGAAGGUAACAAAAAGAAAAAAGUUGAGAAAAAAAAAAAAAUUUAUUCUUCUUUUGAACCAAUUGAAGUACAACUUUACAACCCAUGUAAGUAUACAUCAUUGUUAUUAACUAACCAUUAACAACUGUUACAGAUAUAAUUUUAUCGAAAUUAUUAGUUUCUCGCAUUAGGUAAUUAAUUAAAUAAUUUCAGAGAUUAAUUUGGAAUAAAUGGGGGAGGGGAAAUUUUCCCAUUGCUUUUUUUACAAAGAAAAAUUAAUAAUAAAAUAAAUUGCACAGGCGACAGGAAAGAGAAAAUUUGGUAUAAGUUAAAAAUAGGCUUGAGUUGUAGAGUUGUGUAAGACUUGAUAGAGGAGGAUUAAGGAUAAGUAGAUUUUUGGUGGAAUAGAACAAAACAGCUAACAAUAAACGGCUAUAGGCAUGAUUGAGAGUUUUAAAUAUUUAGUAUCUUUUGUACAAAAGAACGGUGACGUGUAGGGGAUGUAAAGUAUAAGAUUAAAUGUGGUUGGAGAAAGUAGAGAGAGAAACCCCUGGUGUUUUAUGUAACAAUAAAAUUCCAAUGAGGAUUAAAUGUAAGUUCUACAAGAGUGUGAUGAGACCGGCUAUGUUAUAUGGUUUGGAAUCUUAGUCAGUAAACAGAAAAAUAGAACAAAAAAUGAGUUUACCAGAGUUGAGAAUGCUUAGUUGAAGAAUGAGUAGAAUGAUGAGAUAAGAUAAGAGAUGAGUACAUAAAAGGUAACUUGGGGCGUGAUUUGAUAAUAUACAAUAUAAAAAAAUAAUAAAAUGGUUUGGGGCACAAGUCACGGGGAGAGAAGAAUCUGAAGAAGCAGUAAGAAUUGUAAUGAAAAUAAACGUAGAGAUAGAGAGGAAGACCGAAAAAAUGUGUUUGGAUGCAAUUGAGAAUUAUCCGCCGGCUGUAUGUGAGGUUGGGAUGUCUGAUCAAUUGGAAGUAUAAAACGAGGGUAUCCAACCCCAAAUAGUUAGGAUGAACUGUUUGAGUUAUUUCAAGCUAAUUAAAAAUAUUUAGUAUUUCUAGUUUUUUUUUUAGUUUUAUAUGAAUACGAUUUUUGGCUUCUCAAAAAUGAUCAAACAUUUGAUAUAAUAAGGUUCAUAAUUAAUUUGUUUUAAUAAAAAUUAAUACAAUUUUUAAUUAUUAUUAUUAUUAUUAUAUUUAUAUUUUAUUAUCAAAAAAUGUUUAACCAUAAAUCAUUUAUAUGUGUACAAUAAUAAACUUAAUAAUUACUCUAUGUAUAAUUCUACCUUUCCAACAUCCCAUCUACAUCAUUGGCUUUCUCAUCAUCCUAAUUCUCAUUUUAAUGGUCUGUAAAUAGUACUCGUUCAUACAAUUUUUUAUGCUUGUAAAAUUAUAAUCAUUUUUUUAAUUCUGGGAGAGAGUUAUGGGGUACAUACCCCUGUAUUCUAUGAGUACAAACUCGAUGUAUAUAAUAUUAUGCAUAUAAAGGUUAUGUUAGCAAAAAUUGCCAAAUUAAAACACAUUAAAGUGUAGAUAAAAUAUGAGAAUUCAUUUUUUUAUAUCUCUAAUCUAUUAUUAUGUACAUAUUAUUCAAAUUGUUAUCAAUUUUUAAUUGCUAAUGUUAUAAACUUUUUUUAUAUGGUUUUGUUUAUUAUUUAGUACAAAAAUUUGACUGCAAGGAUAUAAACCUGAGUACAUUGCCACCAAUACCAAGAAUAGUACUCAACACUAAUAUAAAAGUUACUAAUAAGUACAAUAAAGCCUUGCCCUAUAUUAAUAAUGGAAAUGGAGGAAACAUUGGGAAGAAAUAUGACUUUAUGUAUGAAUUUCAUAAAUAUUUUAAUGUUUUGUUAUUUUAUUGUUAUUAUUGCUACUUACAGCCUAAAUCUUCCUUUAAACCGUGAUUUGGCCUUAAGUGAAGAAUUUUAUCGCCCUAUCAAUGGAAAUCAUAAAUCUAUGAAUUAUAUAAAGAGCACUGAUCUAGUAAAUAUUUUUAUUAACAGUUAGUUAAACAUUUUAAUUUUAAUUUAAUACUAUUAUAAUGUUUAGGCAUCAAUGAAUUUAAUGGAUGUUGAUGAUGCCAAUACUAAUGGCACAAAUCAAAAUACUUCUGAUCGUCCCGAUCCAGUAAUUUUUGAUGAGACUCUCAUGAAUGAAGUUUGUUCUGCCAAUGCAGUAUUACGAUUGUAUGUAAAUACAAUUUAUCAUAAUAAAAACUAGUUUUAUAUGAUAAGAAUUAUUUUACAGGCCACCAAAUAUUCUAGAUAUUAGCCAAAUUUGUGAUGAAAACAUUUAUAAUAGUAAACCAUGGUUUUCCGUUGAAAAUAAAAAGGAUAAUUUUUAUCUUGAUAAACCUACUGUAAAAAAAAAAAUUGUCAUAAGAGAAGAAGUAUGUAUUAUUCCUUGCUUGUACUGUUAACUUAAAACUAGUUGAAGCAGUGGUUUAAUUAAUGUGUUAAAGAUACUUUUUAAACUUUAAAGAGUUUUAAUUUGUACUCAAUUUCUAGAAAAGUAAUGUAUUCUAUUUACCGUCAUAUACAUUUGAUGGAUUGUAUGGUAAAUCAUUGAAGUUGAAAUUGGAAUUAAUUAUUACUGUUUAUCUUGGACCUAAUUUGCCAUUAGGAGAUUUAAUAUUCGAUGGUUAUGGUAAAAAGAAACAAGAAAAUCCUACUACUAAAAUACAAAAGACUGGUAAGUUUUAUAAGAGCAUCUUGUAGUUUUUAUUCUAAACUAUUGUGAACAAAAAAGUUAUAGCCAUGCUAAUCUCUAUUUAAGUGGCAUAUCUUUAAAGGGUGUUGUUUGUUAUUAUGCCUACCUUUCUUCAUUUUACAGUACAAAGAAAAGUUCAAAAAUUUGUAUCUUUACUAAAUUGCUUUUGAUCCUUCUUUGAAUAAUUAAUUUUAAAACAUUAAUUUAAGCUCAUCUCAUCGUAAAUAACAAAAUAUAAUUUCAUGGUCGCCAUUAAGUUAGACUGACAGUAAAUGUGGUUGUAAUGCUCCUCAAAUAAAUUAUGAAAUUGUUAAAAGAUUUUCAAUAAUAAUACUUUUUUUUUUUUUUAGAUGAUGUUAAGGAAACUGAAGAACAAUUAAAUAAUGGUAUGUUAUAAAUAAAAGUUUAAAAUUCAUUAACAAUUUCAUUUCUUUAGUUUAGUGUUAAGGUUAACCUAAAAAAUAUUCUGACAUUUUAGAUUAUGAACACAGUCGGAGAUAUUUUAGUUUAACUAUUAUGUUUUUUUUUCUUUCUGUAAACAAAUCUUGUACCAGAAAUCUGGCUUUGAUUUUCAAGUAUAGUAUUUUUUCCGGAAAAAAAAAUUGUUUUGUUAAUGUGUAGGAAGGUAAUUUUUUGAUUUUCUAAUAAUUAUGAAAAACUUGGGAAAUAUCCAGCAAUAACUGUAUUAUUAUUUAUCAAUAUUGUAACUGUGUUAAAAAUAAUCUUAGAGACCUGAACUUUUCUCAGAAUACUCAUCUCCUCUCCUGGCAAUUAAUGAGCUAUUUAAAGACAUUUGACAUAUAGUUUAUUUUAUGGAUUAAAUUGUUUUGGUCAAGCAGAAAUACUUAAAAAUAUAACAUGGGAUUUAUCAUAUGUAUUUUAUUAUUUUCCUAGAUGACUUAUAAUAUUUAUGAUUACUUAUAUAGAUAUUGUACAUUUUUAGUGACUCAAUGUAUUAUUUAUGGUAUUGUAAUGAUAUUCUUAAUUUGAGACUAUAAUUUUUUAUUAAAACUUUAUAAAUAGAAUAUUUCCAAAAAUUAUUAUUUAUUAGAUAGUGAAUUAAAAAUUACAAGUUGGUAAAACAAUAAAAGAAAAACAAAAUACAAUAUAUUAAAUUAAAAAAGCAUUAUGAUUUGAGCGUUAUGGGAGUUUUUUGUGAGGAUAGUAUCCUAUUAAAGUAUAUUUUGUAUUACAUCCUAUUGUACAUGAGUAAUUCUCAUUAUAUUUCUAGUUUUAAAGUUAAAUAUUGUAUGAUAUGAUAUGAUGGAUGUAGAAAGCUAUGAGAUUCCAAUAUAAAAUAUAAAUUAUUGUUUUUUAUUUAUCUAAAUACUCAUGAUUUUUUUGUAAAAGGUUUUAAUUUUACUAUUAUAUUUGUUAUUUGUUUUUGUAGUAGUCAAUAUUAAUUUUAAAUUGAUAUUCACUUAAUAGAAUACCUUCUGACUUUCACAUUGAAUUUUUUUUUUUUCCAUGUUCCAAUUAUAAAUAUUAAAUAAUAAAAUAAAUAAUUGUACACGAGUCGUUUUGGUGAUAUGAAAUUUUUUUUAUGAACAGACCCAGAACCUGAUGCUGAAGAAGAUAUCCUAACAUGUCAAAAUAAUGAUGUUGACAUGAGAAGACAAGAUGAAGACAAUCAAAUGGAAAUUGUAAGUUGAAUUUAGAAUUACAUUGCUAGAAUAUAGUUUGUUUUCUUAUUUAUUUUAGAUGGAUGAUCAACGGGAUAUGAAUAAACGAGUUGAAGCUUGGCAUAAUAACUUACGCCUAAUUUUAAAAGAAGAAGAAGAAAGAACUGAGUUUGAUGUACACUUAUAUGGUACAUACAUUUUAAAUUGUUUCAGCCAUGUAGGCGAAAAAAGGUCAUUUAAGGAGUUGGUUCAAGGAAUGAACAGUAUCGAAAUUCCUCGAUAUUUUUUAUCAGUUUUAAUGAUGGUAAGUAAUAUAUAAUUUAAUUUUUAAUUAUUAUUUAAAUGUUACUUUUAUUUUAUUUAGGCUAAUACAUCUAAUUUGAAGAUAAUUAAUUCUGAUGAUGAAAUAUUUAUAACACUAUUAAAAAAAGAAAGACAUCAUGAAGAACUCCAAGUAAAUAUUGGUAAUCAAAUAAACCAAGACUGA